This is a messenger RNA of Cynoglossus semilaevis (tongue sole), 404 nucleotides long. RefSeq names its product acidic mammalian chitinase-like. Gene Ontology annotation, cellular component: extracellular region. Lineage: Eukaryota; Metazoa; Chordata; Actinopteri; Pleuronectiformes; Cynoglossidae. Gene Ontology annotation, biological process: chitin catabolic process; carbohydrate metabolic process. The annotation marks the transcript as partial. Gene Ontology annotation, molecular function: chitinase activity; chitin binding. The record is from RefSeq and is a predicted model, not a curated record. The transcript has 3 exons.
AAACAUGGCUGCAACAUCAGGUAACAGAGAUACAUUCAUCCAGUCCACCAUCAGUUUUCUGAGAUAUUAUGACUUUGAUGGGAUCAACUUGGAUUGGGAAUUCCCUUCAGUUGCCGACAAAGACCGAUUCACGGCGCUGUGCCAGGAGACACUACAAGCCUUUGAGGCUGAAGUAGCAGGAACCAGCACGCCCAGGUUACUGUUGACCGCAGCAGUGCCUUCAUACAUGGGGAAUAUGGCAGGCUACGACAUUCCACAAAUUUCCAUGUACCUGGAUUAUAUGAAUGUGAUGUCAUAUGACUUUUAUAGUCUAGCAGAUGGGUUCACGCGACAUCAUAGUCCUUUGUUUGCUGGCCCUUCGGACUUUGGAAAUCAUCUAUUCUUCACUUCUGUAAAUACUGUUU